UGCAGGCGGUCAGAGAAGGAUAAGAUUGAUCCUGCUUCGACCUCUGGCGAUUCCGACGUUUGACUUGGUUCCUCGUUUUUCAACCCCUGGUCGGAGGAGCAUGACGCCACCGACUCAUCGCUCUUAAAACUUCGCCAUUUCGACACAAUGCUCGUCUCGCUCUCUCUCUGCCCUUCUCCCUCUCCUCUCCCUCCUCCCUCGCCCCGCAAUCUCUAUCCUCUUCGCUCCCGCUCAAUCCGAUGCUCCGCCGAGAAGAAGUCCCCCGCCGGAAGCCCCAAGGUGGGGGAUCCCAAGCCCAGCUCCUGGGUCAGCCCCGACUGGCUCACCUCCCUCAGCCGGUCGAUCACCAUCCGCCCCGGCGACAGCUCCGGGAUCCCCGUCGCCAGCGCCAAGCUCGACGACGUGUCCGACCUCCUCGGCGGGGCUCUGUUCUUGCCGCUCUUCAAGUGGAUGAACGAGUGCGGCCCGAUUUACCGGCUCGCGGCGGGUCCGAGGAACUUCGUGGUGGUCAGCGACCCCGCGAUCGCGAAGCAUGUGUUGAGGAAUUACGGGAAGUAUGCCAAGGGUUUGGUCGCCGAGGUGUCGGAGUUCCUGUUCGGGUCGGGUUUUGCCAUCGCUGAAGGCCCGCUUUGGACGGCAAGGCGCAGAGCUGUUGUUCCAUCUCUUCACAAGAAGUACUUGUCUGUGAUGGUAGAUAGGGUCUUUUGCAGAUGUGCGGAGAGAUUGGUGGAGAAACUCCAAGCAGCUGCAUUAGACGGCACUGCUGUAAAUAUGGAGGAAAAUUUUUCUCAACUGACUCUUGAUGCAAUUGGUCUCUCUGUGUUCAACUACAACUUUGAUUCACUAACAGCUGAUAGCCCAGUUAUUGAUGCAGUUUACACUGCUUUGAAAGAGGCAGAAGCUCGCUCAACUGAUUUGUUACCUUAUUGGAAGGUAAAAUUCCUCUGUAAAAUAGUGCCAAGACAAAUAAAAGCAGAAAAAGCAGUUGCGGUAAUUAGGAAAACUGUGGAAGAGCUUAUUGCAAAGUGCAAAGAGAUAGUGGAGUCAGAAGGUGAAAGAAUUGAUCAAGAGGAAUAUGUGAACGAAACAGAUCCAAGCAUCCUUCGCUUUUUACUUGCUAGCAGAGAAGAGGUUUCGAGCUUGCAAUUGCGUGACGACCUUUUGUCAAUGUUAGUGGCUGGCCAUGAGACUACUGGUUCAGUUCUGACUUGGACGCUGUAUCUUCUAAGUAAGGAUGACGCAUCAUUGAAGAAAGCCCAGGAAGAAGUGGACAGAGUCUUACAAGGAAGGCCUCCUACAUAUGAAGAUAUAAAGAAACUAAAGUUCUUGACAUGUUGCAUUAACGAGUCAUUGCGCUUGUAUCCACAUCCACCUGUUUUGAUACGAAGAGCAAUGGUUUCUGAUGUCCUUCCAGGGAAUUACAAGGUCAAUCCAGGCCAAGACAUAAUGAUAUCUGUUUAUAACAUUCAUCACUCUCCGCAGGUCUGGGAGAGAUCAGAGGAGUUUGUGCCAGAGAGAUUUUACACGGAAGGUCCACUGCCUAAUGAAACUAAUACCGAUUUCAGAUUUAUACCAUUUAGUGGAGGACCACGUAAAUGUGUUGGGGACCAGUUUGCUAUGCUAGAAGCUAUAGUUGCUCUAGCAAUCGUUGUGGAGCGCAUGAACUUUGAGCUGGUUCCUGAUCAGAACAUCAGCAUGACCACUGGAGCGACAAUCCAUACUACAAAUGGCUUGUACAUGAGAGUCAGCCUACGGCAAGCUGCACAAGCCUUAGUUUCAUCUUCCUCCAGGUGAGCUAUAUUGUAUAGCAUGUACACAUGUCUAAAUUUAUGUGCCCCCUCAACAAUUUAUCCUUUUAAGCUUCUGAUUCUUUUACUUCUAGAAAGAAAUUGCUGAUUAUUCUUCACAAGAGAAAAUGAAGGCGAGAUCUAUGUAAACUUGAAUAGGUUAGGAGAGCUUGAGAAAUGCACGAAUCCUAUCUCCAAUAUAAGCGGCUUCGAUCCUAAAAUUUCGAGUCGAA
Rhodamnia argentea is the source of this 2020-nucleotide messenger RNA. Its product is annotated as carotene epsilon-monooxygenase, chloroplastic. The record is from RefSeq and is a predicted model, not a curated record. Lineage: Eukaryota; Viridiplantae; Streptophyta; Magnoliopsida; Myrtales; Myrtaceae. The coding region runs from base 148 to 1794 and encodes 548 amino acids. Gene Ontology annotation, cellular component: chloroplast. Gene Ontology annotation, molecular function: heme binding; iron ion binding. Gene Ontology annotation, biological process: carotenoid biosynthetic process. The transcript has 9 exons.